CAAUGAAUCUCAACGCCUCAUCACGUCCAAUGCGCAUGCGCGGCGGGGUGACGCACCCGGAACUAGCAGCAUGUCGCUGGAGGACCCGUUUUUCGUCGUGAAAGGGGAGGUACAGAAGGCCACUGCGCGGGCACGCAGCCUGUUUGACAGGUGGGAGGAGCUUCUACAAGAUGGAACUCAGGUGAGUCGUGAUGAGCUGGAUUGGAGCACCAACGAGUUGCGCAACUGUCUGCGAGCCAUCGACUGGGACCUGGAGGACCUGAGCGAGACCAUCAGUAUCGUGGAGUCGAACCCGGGGAAGUUCCGCCUUGGCGAUGAGGAGCUUCAGGAGAGGAGGGAUUUCGUGGAGAAGACCAGGAAGUCCGUACAGGAGAUGAAGGAUCAGUUGUCGAGUCCAUCGGCUGCGGCUCAGGCAGAGAAAAAAAACAAGCAGGCGUCGUUCGCUCCGUCAGCAUCGGACCGGUCUAUGCAACUGGAUGCCCACCUGGUGUCCGCCAAUUCCAGAUACAUUCAAGAUCAGCAGGAACAGCAGCAGCUGAUUAUGCAGGAGCAGGAUGAUCAUCUGGAGCUUGUGUCCGGAAGCAUCCGGGUCCUCAAAGACAUGUCGGGACGUAUCGGUGACGAACUGGACGAACAGGCCGUCAUGUUGGGGGACUUUGCCGACGAGAUGGACCAGACGUCGUCACGUAUGGACUCUGUGCUCAAAAAGAUAGAGAAGGUCUCGCACAUGACCAGCAGUCGGCGGCAGUGGUGCGCUAUCGCCGUGCUGGUCGCUAUCAUGAUUGUCGUCCUCAUCCUCUUCUUCGCCCUCUGAUGCCGGCGACCCCCGAACUCUUCUUGACUCACGGGACCCACAAAGGACUGGCCAAUUUUUUUCUUUACCCCUGGGCCCGAAGAAGGGAAAACUCCGCUGGCUCGCGCUGUCCGGUAGAAAUCGAACGCAUGUGGCGCAGUCAGGUUGUGGCUUCGAUCAGCAGAGGGCGCUCUGGUAGGAAAGCGCCACACGCCACAGCAGGAAGUUCAAGGUUGAGACUAAGCUUGUCUUUUUUUUUUUUUUUUUUUUUUGUAUACCAGCAAAAAAAGUCAUAAUUUCGCAAGACAACAAAUUUCAAACAAAUGUCUAAAUAUUGGCAAACACAUUUUCACGUUAAAAAAUACUCUGGAAGAAAAAAAAGAUUUGAAACUUUUCGAGAAUAAAGUAAAUUUUGGAAGAA
Messenger RNA from Hippocampus comes (tiger tail seahorse), 1214 nucleotides. RefSeq names its product syntaxin 10 (gene stx10). The transcript has 9 exons. The record is from RefSeq and is a predicted model, not a curated record. Bases 71 to 814 code for a protein of 247 amino acids. Gene Ontology annotation, biological process: Golgi vesicle transport. Lineage: Eukaryota; Metazoa; Chordata; Actinopteri; Syngnathiformes; Syngnathidae. Gene Ontology annotation, cellular component: membrane.